Iphiclides podalirius (scarce swallowtail) is the source of this 423-nucleotide messenger RNA. NCBI's taxonomy places the organism in Eukaryota, Metazoa, Arthropoda, Insecta, Lepidoptera, Papilionidae. The record is from the annotation of a GenBank genome assembly.
AUGCCGCCUCUGAGGCGAGAAAUUUCAUCUAGAUCGGGCUUCGGUUUUCUAUGUUUCGCUGCGAAGAGGCGCGCGUGUGGUUCGGCAUGCCCGACCGUGACGGAUUCAGUUUGCCCAUUGUCCGGUAGCCAACGAUUCGUAACGGCCCCGAAAGGGAUCGCAAUCAACAAACGCCCAACGUUAUUUGUGAGCACCGACGACACUUCCUGUUUACUCGAAACUGACGUUCCCCAUCGCGGAGCGCAACCAGCACCACUGCAUCUGGACACGGACCGGGCCAAUCGUUCGCAAUUAGACAUUCUCACCACCUCGCCGAAACAGAAACCGAUCACGUCCUUACUGGUGGCACAAAAAGCGGCCGCGGAGCUAAGUAGCUCGCGCGAGCGGUGCGCCCGCUUUUUGCGCUCGCCGCGUCAAUGGGCC